Molecule: messenger RNA, 582 nt
Organism: Perognathus longimembris pacificus (Pacific pocket mouse)
Lineage: Eukaryota; Metazoa; Chordata; Mammalia; Rodentia; Heteromyidae
Gene: Mrpl36
Product: mitochondrial ribosomal protein L36
Exons: 2
Coding region: 260-523 (87 amino acids)
Biological process (GO): translation; ribosome biogenesis
Cellular component (GO): ribosome; mitochondrial large ribosomal subunit
Molecular function (GO): structural constituent of ribosome
Source: RefSeq, a predicted model, not a curated record
GGCAGGCCCUCCCCGAGCUCCCGCCGGACGUCACUUCCCGCCCGGCGGGGGAUCUCCACGCCCGGGGGCUCGCGGUGCGCUCGGCCCCCAGCCGGGUCCGCGGACGGCGCGCGGGGCCCGGGAGACGCGCCGCGCCUCAGCGCGCCUGCGCCGCCGAGCCGCCCACGUGACCCGCGGCCAUCUUUCCUCCCGGCGACGACUUCCCCCUGCCCCACUGCGCAGGCGCGGACGCGGGCGUGAGCCGGGGCCGCCCCGCAGCAUGGCCGCCGCCUGGCUGCGGGCCGCGCUGGCCUCGGUCGCGGAGCCUCUGCUGCACCUGCGCCGCGCGGCCCUCGCCGCCUUCCCGCCGCCGCCGCCCGGCCCGCCCGGCCCCCUCGGCCCCCUGGGCCCGCAGCCCGCGCUGGGCUUCAAGAGCAAGGUGUCCCUGCGCAAGCGCUGCCGAGACUGCUACCUGGUGAAGCGGCGCGGGCGCUGGUUCGUGCUCUGCAGGACCCACCCCCGGCACAAGCAGAGGCAGCUGUAGCCGGGCCUGGGGUGGGGGGAGGAAGGGCCCGCCCGGCCCCCCCCACCCCCGGGCUCCCG